Molecule: messenger RNA, 556 nt
Organism: Esox lucius (northern pike)
Lineage: Eukaryota; Metazoa; Chordata; Actinopteri; Esociformes; Esocidae
Gene: lsm8
Product: LSM8 homolog, U6 small nuclear RNA associated
Biological process (GO): mRNA splicing, via spliceosome
Cellular component (GO): U4/U6 x U5 tri-snRNP complex; U6 snRNP; precatalytic spliceosome
Molecular function (GO): RNA binding
Source: RefSeq, marked provisional
GCACGCCGAAUUUGUGGUCUACGGUGGAGCUACGUUCGGCUACGUUUGUGUUUGGAAAACAAACCCGGCGGAUUUAAACGAGUCUUUCGUUUUCGUAAUCAUGUCGACUGCCCUCGAGAGCUACAUCAACCGUACAGUUGCCGUCGUUACUUCGGACGGACGGAUGAUAGUGGGUACUUUGAAGGGUUUUGACCAGACCAUCAACCUGAUUCUGGAUGAAAGUCAUGAGCGUGUUUUCAGUUCCUCUCAGGGUGUGGAGCAGGUUGUCCUGGGACUAUACAUCGUCAGGGGAGACAAUGUGGCUGUGAUUGGAGAGAUUGACGAGGACACCGAUUCUUCACUAGACCUUGGAAACAUCCGUGCUGAACCCCUCAACUCUAUAGUCCACUAACCUGAACCCUACAGUAACGCCUGACCUGCCCCCUCGACCCCAACCCCUGUGUGCUUGAAAGUUUUUCUGCAGAGCAGUUUGCCACCAGGUGUGUUACACCAUGGACUAAUGCUAGGAUGUUCAUACAUUUCUGUUGAUAUUUUUUAAUAAAAAGUGUGUUUUGUU